AUGCUGUCGCUCAGGCGCAUUCUCCGCCUACCCGUGCCCUCCUCCUGCGGCCCCCGCCGCCUCCUCUCAUCCCACCGCCGCGCUCCAGCGCACCCGGCCGCGGCCACCGGGGACGACGAGUGGAACGACGCGUGGGAGACCGCAUGGCUCCCGGGCGACUCCCCCGCCUCCUCGCCGGCACCCGCCGCGCCGUGGGAGUCCCCCACCUCGGAAGCCGUCGCGGCCACCGUCCCGGCCAUAUCCGCCGAGGUGGACCCUGACACGAAGGCCUUCGUCGCCGACAUGGACGAGCGCUGGGCCGAGCGCCGCGCCGCGACGAGGCGGCCGCGCGCUCCUCCUCGCCCCACGGCCGCCGAGGGAGGGGGCGGCGCCGGGGCGAAGAAGGCAGGGGCGGACGAGUACAGGACAAGGAAGCAGCGCGUGCACGCUGCGCUUUGGGUGAAGGAGAUCGACAAGAUGGAGGAGGCGCGCCUUGGCGGCGGCGGUGGUGGCCGCGGCGCAGCAGACGAUAUCGACCGGCUUCUUGACUCGUGCUCAGAGAUCUUUGAUUCCGGCAACGCUGAUUUUGGCGAUUCGAAGAUUCCAAGCACUGGUGAGAUUAAAACCAAGCCGGAUGGUUGGGAAACUACCUCGAGGGGUCAGGACGGUAACAUAUGGGAGAUCUCACAGCGUGAGGAGGACAUCCUUCUCCAAGAAUUUGAGAGGCGCAUUGCUUUCAGCAAACAGCAGAUUGCUAGCUUCAUCAAAACUCACAUAUUUAGUCGAAGACGGCCUAUCGACGGGUGGAAGUACAUGAUUGAAGAAAUCGGCCCCAACGCAAGGAAAGGGAAGGGGAGCGUACAGAGACUGCCAAGUGUGACUGAUCCGGCUACGCAGCCGUUCAGGGAGGAGUCGCCUGCAAUUGCCUCUGCUGGUUCCUCCUCUCCUCCCCCCUUCAGAGGAAACCGACAUUACUGA
This is a messenger RNA of Triticum turgidum subsp. durum (durum wheat), 957 nucleotides long. The record is from the annotation of a GenBank genome assembly. NCBI's taxonomy places the organism in Eukaryota, Viridiplantae, Streptophyta, Magnoliopsida, Poales, Poaceae.